Molecule: messenger RNA, 1424 nt
Organism: Ictalurus furcatus (blue catfish)
Lineage: Eukaryota; Metazoa; Chordata; Actinopteri; Siluriformes; Ictaluridae
Gene: blcap
Product: bladder cancer associated protein
Exons: 2
Coding region: 682-945 (87 amino acids)
Source: RefSeq, a predicted model, not a curated record
UGCUGUGAUGUUAGCUCUUCAGUGGGUGGAAGAUGUAAAACAAAAGACCAAAGGGAGAAUAGUAUAUAAUAACAGGAAGGAAGAUUCAAUUAUUACUUGCAUCUGAAUAUGGCAUUCUACUCUAAAUUAUUAAUUAUUCAUAAUAGUAAAACAUGAAACAGAACAAUCUAAUAGUUGUGGCCAAGCAGAGAGAAUAGGGCAUGCACUAAAAAACUGUACAGUGCUAAAAAAAAUAAAAUAAAAUAAAAAGAAAGGACAGUGCUAAUUAAAGUAGUAAGAAAUAUGGGUGAAGAAACAUUUAACUUAAAAAAUUACAAGAAUCACAAGGGGGAAAAUACAGUGUAAUAUUAAGCUAUCUUAAAAUAAUAUGGAUCGAAUUUAAAAUAAUUUUUUUAACGGCCUAGUAAUGCUCCACACUCCAGUCCAGUCGGUGGUGCUAAUGCCCUGAAGGCUGGUUUGCCAACCGUCGUAAACUCUCAUAUGAAGAAGAAGUAGCAGAAGACGAGACCAGUGGAGUUCGUGUGGGUGAGCACUUACUAUUCAGUAUAAAGAAUGGCCUGACGUAAUAUCUGGACUACAAAGCUGAGCUCCACCAGCAGUUGGAGGUUGUACAACACAACCACCCAUCACUCUGGAUAUCUGUUUUGAAACUUGACCACCUCCAGCAACUAUAAAGAGAUAAUGUACUGCCUCCAGUGGUUACUUCCCGUCCUGCUGAUCCCAAAGCCGCUGAACCCAGCUCUGUGGUUUAACCAUUCAAUGUUCAUGGGUUUCUACUUGCUUAGCUUCCUGUUGGAAAGGAAGCCAUGCACCAUUUGUGCCUUAGUGUUCCUUGCAGCAUUGUUCCUCAUCUGUUACAGCUGCUGGGGGAAUUGCUUCCUUUACCACUGCCAUGACUCUCCACUGCCAGACUCAGCACAUGAUCCCAACAUUGUGGGUACCUAGACUCCAGAGCCUCAAGAAAUCCUCCUCAAUGCAUCUUGGACAAACCCUGGACAGUGUCUGACUGUGAACGAUCAAAUAUCUAAUGAGAAAUGCUGAGAAAUUUGCAGAAGAGAGCCUCACUGAAGUCAUACUUUAAUCACAAACUAACUUGCUGUCAAUUUAUUUUUCAUUCUGUAAGGCAAAGCAGUUUCAAAUCUUGGUCCAACUUGGUUGUUUGUAUGGUUCUUCUGUUUAAAAUUUUCAGCCCAAAUUUCCUUUAAUUAAUUGGAUGCUGAAAGAUUCUGAUGUGUGAGCAUGUAUGAGUUUUAUCAUAUAACUUUCUGUUCUUGUCAGUCAGUUUAAGUCCCAGGGUCUGUGAUGACUUCAGUGGUGGUGAAUGUCCAAACUGUGCUUAUUAGGGCUCAGUAAUGAGUUGUACUUGUGUGCAGCCGAGUUUGUUCAAAGGCCGCUGCAGCUUUUAAUUCAAUAAAGUUCAUAAU